Panicum virgatum (switchgrass) is the source of this 390-nucleotide messenger RNA. Its product is annotated as early nodulin-20-like. The record is from RefSeq and is a predicted model, not a curated record. The transcript has 2 exons. Bases 1 to 390 code for a protein of 129 amino acids. NCBI's taxonomy places the organism in Eukaryota, Viridiplantae, Streptophyta, Magnoliopsida, Poales, Poaceae.
AUGGCGUUCGUGCCAGGUUGGGCGGCUGUUCUUUGCAUCGUCCCCCCAGGCGACAAGAUCGUCUUUCUCAUCCCUGCUUCCCGCACCACUCCUCCGCCCCCGCGGCCCCCGUCGCCGCGCCACUCCUCCGCUCCAGCCUCCAGGCCCGCACCGCCGCCGCUGGGGACGAGGUCUCCUCGCUCCGCGCGCGCCGAGGGAGGCGCCCAAUUUCCCUGCGACAGGAGGGGAGGGGCGUCGGCGUCCCCAAGGAACCCGCAGCUUCACGCGUCGCCGCCGUGGAAGGAGGCAAGUUUGCCCAGCGACGGGAGGGGGGAGCGGGAGCGCUCGCAGCUCACGCCCGUGCGCCUCCCCCACGCUGCACCUAAUGCCGCCGCCCGCUUUCCCCUCUAG